AUGAAGCAGUCACCUUCUCCCCGACAAGCUUAUGCGGGCGCACACGGCCCUUUUUUUCCCGAUGCCAGUAACUCCUCAUCUGAACGCGUCCGAGAUACUCCCUGCGUGGGGGGGUAUGCUCGCAGUACAGGGACGUGUGAUUCCCCCACGUACUUCUGUGACCAAAGGAAGGCCUCUUCUUCCCCAUGGCCUCCCUUUUUGGGGUCCGUGGCAGGUGUCUCCCGGCCCCUGCCACACACGCGUUUCUCCCCCGCAGCCCUUUUGCGGGCCAGUCGGAAGUUGCAGGAGGCACAUCUGGCGAAUCAGCGCGGCGGGGACUUGUGCAUGAGUAUUGGUCGCUUAUAUUUUCGCGUCAUUACUCAGACUCUUCUUCCGUCUUCGCUUCUUCACCACCCGUAUUCUCGACCUGAAGGCCCUUCGUUUUCUGUCGCUUCUUCCUCUGCAUGUUUUACCGGCGUCCCCCGUCAGAAUGCCAGCCACCGUAGUCAGACCUGUGCUGCGCCAUACACGGAAGGGACGGUCCACCAUCUGGAUGCGCAGGACAAAGAUCCCGCGGAUCUUGAGCGGUUUUACUUGCUUCCUGGGUCCUGUGAUUCUGGACGGCCCGAAGGUUCGCGACAGUUAUCCUACCCUCCACCUGCCUAUCCAGGUAUGUUUCUAGGCAACGGCUUCUCGAGAAGUCGCGAUGGCACCUUCAUGCAGAGAUGUCACUUUGGCGGUGCUGACGGACCCUACUCCUCCAACGGCUAUCAGGGCACCACGGGGGCCCUGGGACCAGCGGGGUUCGUGGGGUCAGAUGGGGGACCUGAGAGCCCCCUGGCCCCUCGCCAGUGGGUUACCGGCAGCAUCAGCGACUGGAACCUGCUCCACCCGGUGGCCCUUCUGCGUAUUGUGAAGAACGCGAGUGAGCGGAGACCGUUUCGCGCUGGUGUUGCAGGCCCCUGGCUGGGCGCAGGUGGUUCCCGACGACCUGACGCCGCCGGAAGGACCACGUCCUUGUGUGUAGAGUCUCUCCAACUCCCCGAAAAGAGUGCAGCAUCUUGCCCCUCGGGCUCAGGAACAGGAGUGACGGGCCAGUGGGGCGAGACGUCAUUCCUGCCUAGUGGGCCGCCCUCGGGUGCCUUUUCUCACUUUGGCGCCAGCGCAUCCAGCGGUGCAGCUCCUGGAGGCCUGACGAACGAGGGCAGAGCCAGGGCUCCUGGGGGGCCCCGUCCAUGUAUCCGUGUGUCGGAGACGGGGGGAAGAGGACCCGGGGAGUUGUCCUCGGGGGCCUCUUGUGAGGGCCGAGCAGGGUCGUGGAGCUUCCUUACUGGCGUGGAACGCGCAGGGCCGAUGGCAGACGCGAAGACAGCGAGGCGACUGGAUGGGGACAGCUCUAAUGGAGAAGGCUUUCUGUACGGAUUCAGCGUGUCUAUGGGCAUGUAUCGAGCGGAUGACGAUACAGGUCAUGACCCAGACAUCGUCUACGUCCCAGAUCCAGAACAAAUCGACGAGGCUCUACUCGGUUUGCCGACAUCGAAAAUGGGAGACGCAACCUCACGCCACACAGUGGCGUCUCCCUGUUUGCAAGCAGACUCCGUGGAAAGCCUCCAGGUGAAUUCUGCCGUCUAUGGGGCAGGGGGGAAAGACCGGAGUCACUGUGAUUCAGGGGUACAUACCGAGUGCGAGCGUCGCCCGCUCCGUGUGUGCAUGCAGAAUAAAAUGCCUCGCCAAGCAAAACAAUUUGGAAGGAGAGAGACAGAGCUUGGAUGGCCCGACGCUUCCAGUGAGCCCACCUCCUCUGCAUUGGUUGGAGCUUACCCGGAGCCGGAGGAAGAUUCCGAUAAGAAGGGAGACAGCCACGUGAUGGACGAGUCUCGAAGAGGUUCGAGCGUCGCGGUGUCUGGGUCUCUGACGCACGAAGUUGGAAGCAACGGCGAGUGGGAGCCGGUGAGGCAGCGACCGCUGGGACAGGAACCCAGAUGCACGGGGGGCAGGGCCUCGGGCCUGGAGGAAACAGCCUUUCCGUCAAGGAUUGGCAACGGAAAUCAGGUUCUUUCCGCUCCACUAGGCUGUCAGACAAACGACAGUGCUCCGCCUUCUCGUCCACAAAGCAGUACAAAAGAAACGUUCAGGUCACUUGACCAAUCUUCCGGGCCUCCACUCUUGGAGUUGCAUAUCACCGGCGAAGGCCAUCAUUCUUCCGCUGCUUCUAGCCUCGCCCCCGAAGCCUGUCGAGGCAGCAUGACCCCCACUGCGAGAGAGUGGCACGAUGAGACGAAAACGCCUCCAGAACUUCAAUCUGCAGCUCUCUCCGGUAGGGGUACACAGCCUGCCUCGCUGUACCCUCAACCGCAGGAGCCGUUCACUCGGAAUGGGCAAAUUAGUCACGCUCAGCUUGCGAGAAGCAGAGUGUCGCCCUCCUCUCCCGUCAGAGGGUUGACUGGAAAGGAGAGAGAGGCCCCUUCGAGCCCUUACUCUCUUCGUUCUCUCCCUGAUGCAAGCUCUUCCCCCUGCUGGCCAACUGACAGUCGGUCCGAUGCAUGUCUCGUGGAUGCUGAUCGGUCACACCACGUCUCGGCGCGUGCUAGCGGGGGAAACCAAGCGCUGGAUAUGCGCGAGUGUGGGCGCUGUCCUGGGAAGCCUUGCGAGGAGGAUUUCCGCGUCCUGCCCAGUCCCCUGUUCUCUUUUCCUCCUCUCCCGCUUUCUCGAAAAAUGCCGGUUUUCAUUCCCCCUGCGUUGGCUGCAGCAAUAUCCUGUCGCCGCCUAAGUUUCCCAACGACUGUGUGUCUCGGAGCGCGUCUCACGUAUCAAUCUCGACUGGGCCUCCCCAUGCCAGCCGCUCUUCCUCUGCUACCCGCAGAGAAUCCAGCACGAAGCACACGAGGUGUGACUAGCAACACCCCUAGAACGAGUAAACCUUUGGGCUACGGCCAACGACCUCUUGCGCCGAGGCACUUUGCUCCUGCCCCAGAUUUGCCUUGCAUGCUGUGGGCCUGGACGUUCCCUGCAGCUCACGCGGUGCCUUUACGGGCCACGGGGCUCCUGCCUCAGCUUCAGCAGCGUGCGGCGUACCUCAGGCAUCACCACACGAUCCAGGCUUCUCAGUGUUAUCCGGUAAAAUACGAGCCCGGAAUGUGUGCAGCGAAUCUCGGGAGGUCCUCUUCCCAUAACUGGGAGGAGCAACAGACAAGCAGUUGCCUAUUUGCUCAGCCGGUAAGCAGUGGUGAAGUUCCAGCGGCACUGGGAGGGGAAACAGUGCCAGAGGGCGUGGAAAAGCUGAGUGGCCAGAGGGGGGGAAGAACCAGAAGCGAAGCGGACGAAGGCUUUUCCAUGGAGCGAAGAAGGGACGAAGAACGGCGCAGACGUGGAGGACGUGCAACUCCAAACGAGGAACAGAAGGAGUAUGAUUGUGGCCGUGUUGGGAUGGAGAAGGAUGGUAACAAGGAUGGCGUAAAUACAACACAUGGCGGCUAUGAGAAUGCGCUAUCAGGGGAGAGAGGAGCAAAUCCAGCAGGGGGAAUGCCGUGGGAAGACGAGUGCUGUGGAGACUUGUGUAACUCCUCGAGAGGCGGCAGACGAUUCAUACACACAGAGGACGAAGGAAGCCACUUGGCGGAUACGGGCAACUCUUCGAGAAGACACAGUAGAGACAGCCAUUCGAGAGAUGGAGAAGGGACGGAAAUCAGCUUGUCGCAGCUGUCCCCCUGUCCACCUUCAUCGCCGAGGCCAUUCCAAGCCAGUGAAGUCUCAGGAAGUAGCGGACAGCAACACAACGGAAGCGAUAUCGAUGGAUGCUCCCCUUCAAAGAAUGUAGAAUCGGCAGCAGCUAGUUACAGUGCGUUUUCUUCCGUUUCUUCUCCCCCUGGUGGAACGGAUACCCCGUUAAGGUCGAAGAACAGGAAAGGAAAGAAGAAGAAACACCGACAGAAAAAGACCGAGCUGGUGUCUGACGAUAUGUCGACGCCUCCGAGGGGCAGCGAUCCGGAGCCAAUAAUCUUCCAGUCUGCCGUGCAUUCCGUGGGAAACAUAGACGCAGAAACAGAGGAUACCCGCGAUGUUGUGCGCAAACGUGCGUCGAGUGAGGAAAGACAAGGAAUUACUGCUGCAGAGCACCUGGACGAAUAUAGCGACUGCCCGGAAAGCACGGCAACGCAACCACCGUCACUGUUUUUGGGCGAGUCAAGCGUAUGUACACCACAGGAAUCGCGAAAAGGAAGAAGAGAACCUGCAAUACCAUUGGUUUCACCAGGAGACGACGCCAGAGAUGUGUUCCCAUCUUCUGCAAACGCUUGCUGCGGAAAGGAAGUUACGAUUACCUUCUCGGGCUCCGCCGCUGGAGAACGGGUGCGCACAGCAGACAGAAACUGUACAGCAGGCCUCAUAACCUCCGUCGGACCCGGUGCCUUUUCUGCUAGUGAAAAUGCACAGGGAACAGAUAAGGGAAAGCAAGAGGAAGCGAUGAGGGGGAGCGGUGGGCAUGGGCACGGCUGCGGAUCAAAAAACCUCUCUCAAAACAAUUCAUCCUCUGUCACUCCCAGUGAGUGUCCCGCACGGGAAGACGAAGGUCGACACGCCUACCGGUCCCCAAAUGCGCAUGUAUCGCAAAUGCAUCGCGACCCAGUGUGUCCCAGCCAUGAAAGAAUGAUGAGAGCUACAAGCCAUAAUAGGCAGCAUGAAGCAGUCUUUCCAGGAGAGCACAGUCCUCCCAAUAUACCGGUGCCUGACCUACCUGAGUUCAAUAGUGAUACCCUCGUCCAACAACGAUUCCUUGUUCACUACGCCUUCCUCUUCGACCCGGGGGCGCUGGACUCUGAUCAGCACUCGAUCGGUAGGUGA
Messenger RNA from Neospora caninum, 4818 nucleotides. RefSeq lists its product as hypothetical. The record is from RefSeq and is a predicted model, not a curated record. NCBI's taxonomy places the organism in Eukaryota, Apicomplexa, Conoidasida, Eucoccidiorida, Sarcocystidae. The transcript has a single exon. Bases 1 to 4818 code for a protein of 1605 amino acids.